GGGCGCCCCGGGCCCCGAGGCGCUGAGGAGGCGGCGGCCGCUGUUCUCCGCGCUUCGCCUCUGCCGGCUUUCAGACGGGCGGCGGCGGCGGCGAGCUGAGCACCAAAGGGGUGCCCACCCCCCGGACGAACUGCAGCACCACCGCUCCCCGCGGCCGAGCGGGAUCCGCGCUGCGGCCGCCGCCGCGCCCCGACCCGAGCUGCCGCGAGAAGCGGCGGCGGCGGCGGCGUCCCCGGCCGGCCCGCGGCGACCCCCAGCCGCGUAUCCGCGCGCGGCUCGCGGCCCCGGCCAUGGAGCUGGGCGGGCCCGGAGCUCCGCAGAGCUGAGGCGGCGGCGCCCGCCCGCUUGCCCCUUGGGUCCACCCCCGCACCCGGCUCGGCGGCGUCUGGCCCUCAUGAUGAUGAAGAAAAAGAAGUUUAAGUUUAAGGUGGACUUCGAGCUCGAGGAGCUCUCCUCGGUGCCGUUCGUCAAUGGGGUCCUCUUCUGCAAGAUGCGGCUGCUGGACGGCGGCAGCUUCACCGCGGAGUCCUCCAGGGAGGUCGUGCAAGCAAACUGUGUUCGCUGGAGAAAGAAGUUCUCAUUUAUGUGCAAAAUGAGUGCAAGUGCCACCACAGGCAUCCUAGAUCCCUGUAUCUACAGAGUAUCUGUGAGAAAGGAAUUAAAAGGUGGAAAAGCCUAUGCAAAGCUGGGCUUUGCAGAUCUAAACCUGGCAGAGUUUGCUGGAUCUGGAAAUACCACUCGUCGCUGUUUACUGGAAGGCUAUGAUACCAAAAAUACAAGACAGGAUAAUUCCAUUCUUAAAGUUUUGAUCAGUAUGCAACUGAUGUCUGGUGACCCAUGCUUUAAAACGCCUCCUUCUACAUCGAUGUCUAUACCAGUUGCUGGUGAAUCUGAAUCUCUGGAAGAAGAUAGAAAAGGUGGAGAGACUCUCAAAGUCCAUCUUGGAAUAGCAGAUCUUUCAGCAAAGAGUGCCUCUGUUCCCGAUGAACUUGGUGCCUGUGGACAUUCCCGAACAUCGAGCCAUGCCAGCCAGCAGUCAAAAGUAUCAGGCUAUAGCACAUGUCACUCCCGGUCAUCCAGUUUCUCUGAGUUCUGCCACAGGAGAAAUACCUCAGUGGGUAGUACAUCAACAGGAAUUGAAAGUAUUCUAGAGCCGUGUGAUGAAAUUGAGCAAAAAAUAGUUGACCCAAAUCUUGAUUCAACCGAUAAAGAAGAUACAGCAUCAGAAAACUUCAACAGAUACCCAGUGAAACAAGAUUCUGUGGAAUCUCAACUGAAGCGAGUUGAUGCCACCAGAGUGGAUGCAGAUGAUAUUGUGGAGAAAAUAUUACAAAGUCAAGACUUCAGCCUAGAUUCCAGUGCAGAAGAAGAAGGACUGAGGUUAUUUGUCGGGCCUGGAGGAAGUACAACCUUUGGCAGUCAUCAUCUCCCAAAUAGGGUGGGGUCUGGAGCUUAUGAACAAGUUGUGAUCAAACGCUAAAAGUCAAACUGGUGAACUGAAGCUUCCCUGUGGAUUUAAGAUGUGGGCAAUUGAACUCUCAAGGCACUUUAUUCAAGCACUUAUGAGAAAAUGAACCUAUUAAGAAAAUGAAGCAUGUUCAUCUAUCAAGAGGAAAACCAACGCUGAUUUCUUCUCUGAAAGCGCUCACCACCAUCUCUUUGCUACCAACCAAAAGGGAACAUUUGAAUGGUAGUAUAAAGGCACUGUGCCCAGUGUGUGCUGUGGUGGCUGCACAAGAAAAUGAGAAGCCUGAUUUUUCUUUCAGAACAUCCCAGUGGAGAAAACAGCACUAUACAUGUAAUAAAGUUUUAGUAUUAAAGUGUAAAAUUUGUGAUGGAGAUGCUCAAUGGAUUUGAGUUCUAAUUAUCAUUUUUUUAAAAACUAUGUUUGAGAGUCAGUAAGUGAAUAUAAUUUAAACCAUAUAAAUUCUAUCAAAUUGUUGUAAUUCCUGUUAAGGAAAUCUUCCUUUACAACCUACAGUAUUGUAGGGUGUUCCUGCUUUGGGAAAGUAUUUUACCACAAGUUAAACAUGUAAAAUGCUUAGCAGUAAUUCCAAAUGUAUCAAUCAUGAAUCAAAUAAGUGUAGGGAAUGGUUGUAAUGUUAUUAUUAUGCAAUAUGUUUUGUUACUUGUAGUUUAUAUUAGAUGAGCUGCAGAACCUCCGCUAGCACUAGGUAAGAGAUUCAAAAUAAGUUUGAUAUUCAAUAUGUUAGGCUACCAUAAUGUAAGAAUAGUUUUAACUAAAAAUUAAGAACCACAAGAAGAAAAUUGUCAUCUAAUCAAAACAAGGCAGACUUUUCUAUGUAAAUUCAGACUUUUCUGAAACUGAAAAUUAUUCUGAGGUGGUAUUGGAGAGAAGACAGGAAGACAGUUUGGCAUUACUGACAUGUGGUGGUGGUUUUCUAUUUUAGCCCCCUGUGAUCAAAUAUUAUGCUUUCUUCUUUACUGUCCCAGAAGUUCAUUGUUUUAAGGCAAGAACACAAUAUAAAAUACUUCAAAUAUAGUUUUUAGAAUAAGAAUAGCUGAUCUAGACCAGCACAGCAGAUAAACUGUAGAGUUGUUCUGAUCUUAUGUAACCGUUUCCAUGCAGAAAGAGCUCAUCUUUCUUGGAAUCAGUCACUGAAGAAAAAUGUAGAUUCUACAUAACCAAUAAUUCUCAGUCCUUACUUUCACCAUGUCCAAGACAUGAAAUAUGUCAGAAUAGCAUUACUUUGGUCUUGGUAUUUUCAUGUUGGCAGGAUAAGGGGAAAAUUGUAUUGUUUUUAAGAAAAUAUUAUUUUAAUAUCCAAAUUUAAAGGUUUGGAAAAAUGUGAAUAGUUAUGUCAUGGGUUUUGUGUGUGUGUUUUUUUACUGUUUCAAGGAUUGGGUAUUCCACAUUGAUCCAGUACUGUUUUUACAAAUAGAUUCUGAGAUUUUAGAAUAUUUUGAAUGUCAAGAGAUAGGGUUUCUGGGCCAUUAAUUAUAUAGUUUCCUCUUACUUUUAUUAUUUGUUUUGAAGGAAAAAAUCACUGACCUGAACAGAUUAGUCUAACCAAGAAAAAUGUUGUCUUAAGUGGUGUAAAGACUUGCUAUCUGGCAAUAAACAAGAAGUAGACUGAUCCAUUCAUUAUGUACUAUGGGAAAAAAUCAGCGAAAGUUUUUAAUAGAGAUAUGAAGAUACUGUUUAAAGAGAUAUUAUGACAUUUUAAAAAACAUAUUUUUCUAUUUUACAAAUAUUAUUUCUACGGUAUAUAUUUUAUUGGUGAUUCUGCAAAUAAUUUUGCAGUUUUGAAAAUGAUAAUAAAAUCUAGAUUGUAAGCAAGGUUCAAUAAGGAUAUUCAUCAAACAUGUAAAAGGUGCUAUAAUCAGGGCAGGGCCCCUGCCUUACUUAUCCUUGGCUGCCCUUAGCCCAAUACCUUUGUGAAAGAUGACUGUCAGUAUUUAGAAUGGUUUCAGAAUUAUUUUUUAAAAACAAAAUAUGGAGAGAUUUUGAAAAGAGUAAAAAUUAUGCCUUCAUAAAUCAUUUUAGCAGUCACCAGAUAACAUCUUGAUUUAUGUAGUAGUAAGUAUAAAAAAUAUUUCAAUAAAUAAAAACAUUGAUUAGAAAGAAUAAAGAAUCAAUGGCUGUGCCCUCCAUAGUUAGUGAAAGUCUGUAGAUUCAUUUUAUUCUGUUUUGUGUUCCAUCAGCAUACUUUGCAAUCAAAUUUCAUUGCAGUCCUCCAUGAAAAUAUUUGUGUUAAAGAUUACCUGAGUGUCUGCCUUACUUUCUAGUUUUUCUUAGAGCAUGUACCCUUAAUAUCUUAACCAUGUAGUUAUUGAAAAAAAAAUGCUUAUUAAAAACCAACUCUACUUUUGAUUUGAUUUCACUUUGAGUUUAGAAAAUCAGAUUUGAAAAAUUAGAUCUUAAUAAAUUGAUUUUUAAAUAUUGAAGUCAAAUUUCAAAUCACCCAGUCUUGAAGAAUUUGCAGAUGUGUCCUACUUUCUUUUUCUAAUUCUAUCCUAGAGAAAAAAUGAUAAAUGACAUUUUAAAGCUAUAUAUUUGUGAUCAGAUAAAGAAGAGUCUUAAACACCACGUUUGGAAUAAUGUGGAGGCUAGGCAGGAGAGCCACUUGGUGUCACUUGAGCUGGUGUAACUUGACUGAGACCAGAGAGGAUGUGAAGGGUAGCCAAGAACAGAGAACAGUCUCUCAUGUUUGUAUUCUCUGGGCUAUCAGUCUACACUCUGACAGUUGAUGUCCCUUUUGGGGUGUUUUUGAAGACUUCUGUAUGCAAACAACGAAUGUGGAUCAUUUUUUGUGAUCUGAAAAAGUUGACCAAGAAUCCUGAAGUCCACCGUCCCAUUCCAGCAAAAUACCACCAGAGUAAUGAUAUCCAAACUGGGUUCUUCUGUAUGUUCUUUUUUUUUGCAUGAAAACUGUGAACCACAGAGGUCCACCACUUAGCCCAUAUGUUGCUAAAAGGAAAAACAAAACAAAAAAAAAACCUCCAACCAGUCUGCAGUCAAAACAUGUUUAAGUUCAGGCAGCAAUGAGUCUUUAUUAAAACAUUGAAAAAUAAUUUUAGACUUUCAGAUUUCCAUGCUAAUGAGACCACUUUGCAAGCUUACGCUGACAGUAUUAUUAAAUAUUUCACUGAAGUACCCUAAAGUUCAGGCUUCCAGUAUAUAUGACAAUGCUCUGAGAAACACACUGGGCUCAUAUGACAGGGCUGCAUUUUAUUUUCCUUACAAGUCUGUAACUUGGGAAAUUCAGAAAUUAUGUUUGGUCAGUUCUCUUAGAUGGUACGUCAAGUGAACAUAAUCAAGUACUGUAGUUGAAAUUGUGUUUUGCUGCUACUCAUGUUGGCUUAGGUACUAUACGUAAUUUUAAUAGCUGAGAUGUUAAAGAAUAUGAAGUCUAAUAUGAAUAAAGUAUGAAAUAUGCCUAUAUUAAGUUGUUAUAAUACUGCUCUGGAAGUAAAGGACCUAUAUAUGUGACUUUAUCAUAAGGUAAUAUAUACACAGUAUAUUUUAAAUGGUCAUGUGCUCUGUAGCUACUUCCUGUAUGACAAAGCUGGCAAGUUUUUUAAGUUACAUUGACAACACACUCUGCAUUUGCAAAUGUUUAUGUUUAUCUUAUGUAUAUAACCAAGAAAGUUUUCUUGCUGAUAUUCAUUGACCAAAUCCCACCUAGAGGAAGACAUUUAGGCUAUAUUCAGUUUGAUUGUUUUUUGGAAACACAUCUUGUAUGGGGGAUCUUCAUCUUAUAUUUGAUCCCAGAUAUUGAUACAGUAUAUGGAUAAUCAUACAACUGUAUAUGAAGAAUGUUAUUGAAGUGAUUCCAUUAGUAUUAUGUUCUAAUACUUGGAGAAUGACCUUCAUUUUUAUGUAUUUCAUUGUUUCAACUAUAUAAUGAUAAAUCCAGGAAAUGUUUUGUUUUUUGUUUUGUUACCAAAACUAAUUUUUUAUUGUAAAGUGUUUGUACUAAUGUAAAGGUAAAACCUAUAUAUGUUCAAUAAAAAUCGUAUCUUAAAA
Molecule: messenger RNA, 5491 nt
Organism: Choloepus didactylus (southern two-toed sloth)
Lineage: Eukaryota; Metazoa; Chordata; Mammalia; Pilosa; Megalonychidae
Gene: EEIG2
Product: family with sequence similarity 102 member B
Exons: 11
Coding region: 395-1480 (361 amino acids)
Source: RefSeq, a predicted model, not a curated record